Messenger RNA from Pecten maximus, 556 nucleotides. Its product is annotated as putative ribosomal RNA-processing protein 7 homolog B. NCBI's taxonomy places the organism in Eukaryota, Metazoa, Mollusca, Bivalvia, Pectinida, Pectinidae. The annotation marks the transcript as partial. Gene Ontology annotation, biological process: rRNA processing; ribosomal small subunit assembly. Gene Ontology annotation, cellular component: UTP-C complex; CURI complex. The record is from RefSeq and is a predicted model, not a curated record. The transcript is spliced from 5 exons.
GGUUUCAAGGUGGCAUACAUAGUAUUCAGAAAGCCAGAUGCCAUCAAGAAAGCAAAGAAUAUUCCAUACAGCAAACCACUAAUUAUAUCAUUGGAUGACCCUCACAAAUGUACAGGCACAGGAAUGGGUAAGUGGUGUAAAAAUUACGAAGAAGAGAGGAUAAAUGUUGAAGAUCUGCAACAGGAGAUUGACACAUACAUGUCUGAAUAUGAUGCUCGGGUGGAAGAGGAGAAACAGAAAGCCAAGGAUAUGGAGGGUGUGCCCGAUGACGAUGGCUGGGUGACAGUCACAAGACAUGGUAAAAAUAAGGGUGUUCCAUGGAAGGAGUCACAAGAGAAAAAAGUUACAGCCCGAGAAAAAAAGAAAAGAAAAGACAAGGAGUUGCUGAAUUUCUAUUCGUUCCAAAUUAGGGAAACAAAGAGGGAACAAAUAGCAGAAUUGAGAAUAAAGUUUGAGGAAGACAAACAGCGAAUCGCUCUGAUGAAGGCAUCAAGAAGAUUCCGACCAUAUUAAUUGUUAUGUUUACUGAUUUUUAAUACAAGAAUAUGAAAACUGA